CUCAUAAUGGGUUAUAGGUGAGCUAUAUGCCUGACUUUGUCAUGUGAACCGGUUAAGUUGCAGUGAAGUCACCUCUUUUGUAAAUUAUGCAUUGAAAGAACAUUUGAGACUUCAAAAGAAAGAGUCUGCCCGAUGUGCAGAGCUGAAGUAACAAAAGAUUUUGUGAUGAAGAUAGAUAAAGAAGCUAGGGAAGAAGCCAAGCAAUCCAACCCUGAUGAGUACGAAGAAGUACUCAAAAACCUUAAUAAACUCAAACUCGAAGAAAAGAAAAUCCUCAAAAUAAAGAUUAAAUAUGGAAAUAGACAUAAGCUUGCUGAAAGACCUACGAAUUAUCACAAGAAUAGGUCAGUCAAGAACAAGCAUAUCUGGACAGCAUUCAUAGAAGUGAUCCACCCUCGAGUAAAGGAUACAGACCUGAUAGAGAAAGUAAAGUUUGAACUUCAUGAAACUUUUAAAAACCCUACCAGAUUCGUUACAAAAGCUCCGUUCAAAUUCACAAUCAAUGGAUGGGGUGAAUUCGAGCUCCCAAUGACAAUCACUUGGAAGAAGCACUUGAAGAUGCCUCCGACCACUUUCUAUCACGAUCUGUGCUUUGAUGAUGGAGGAAAGUGGCAUGAAUAUGUCUUCAGAAUUCAUGAAGAUUUGAUAAAACCAAAGACUUCUGCUAGUAAAGUUAAAGUAAAGGCAGUAAAACCUGCUCCUUUUAAAUAA
Messenger RNA from Moneuplotes crassus, 711 nucleotides. The record is from the annotation of a GenBank genome assembly. Lineage: Eukaryota; Ciliophora; Spirotrichea; Euplotida; Euplotidae.